Rhipicephalus microplus (southern cattle tick) is the source of this 2639-nucleotide messenger RNA. RefSeq names its product dihydropyrimidinase-related protein 2. Gene Ontology annotation, molecular function: dihydropyrimidinase activity. Gene Ontology annotation, cellular component: cytosol; cytoplasm. Gene Ontology annotation, biological process: pyrimidine nucleobase catabolic process. NCBI's taxonomy places the organism in Eukaryota, Metazoa, Arthropoda, Arachnida, Ixodida, Ixodidae. The record is from RefSeq and is a predicted model, not a curated record.
ACGCGAGAGCGCGCGCGGGUUGGUCCGUCGUCGACGUUGCUCGGUGCGUUCAGUGAGGAAGUUUUUAUUUUAAUCGCGGCGGUUUCGCCCGCUGCUCUUCGAUUUCGUUGCCGGUGAGAAGUGUCGACAUCUCUUUUAAUCAAGCGCGUCCUCCGGAGCUGCUCUUUCUGUGUCGUGCGCGCGGCUGCGAAAGGCUACACACAAAAAAUAACUGGAAGGAAAACAGGCGCUCCGAAGCCCCACUGCGCCGGCAGUGUCUGAUCUUACGCCUCCGACUGAGGAUCGAGGAAAUUGAUCAGGCGGAGAAAACGAAAAGUGCCGGUGGUUUCGGCGCGCCGUACCCGAGCCGACGUUAAAGCCCCGUGAAGACGAGACGCAAGGAGCCAGCCAAGCUCGGAGCGGACGAAGACACCUGCUGUUGCCGCGAAAGCGGCUGAAGAAGGAUCCGUGCGAUCAUUGUUCGUCGCGGGUGUUUUCGCGUCUGCCAGUGACCUUCAUAAGCUCCGUCGUGUAGUUGUGUGUUCGUGCGUGGUCGCAACGCUACACCCUGAAGGAGACGACGAGAGAGAGAGUCGACUAGAAAAAAAAAAGAAGAAAAGAAAUUGACAGUUCCGCGCGGCACGCGCGACGAAUCUCCGCUAGCGAAGCAAGGAGAAGAUUCAGUUGGGAAAAGCAUCGAGCCAUGGAUUCGGUGAAGACUCCGAGCAAGAAGAUUCCGAUACACCUGAAGAGUGCCCAGACCCGUGUGGUGAUAAAGGGCGGCAAGGUAAUCAACGAUGACAUGAUCGUCGAUGGAGACGUCUACAUCGAAGAUGGCAUCAUAAAGCAAGUUGGCAAGGACCUCAUCAUACCGGGAGGUACCCGGACCAUCGAUGCCAAAGGACAACUGGUCAUACCAGGUGGAAUCGACACUGCCACUCACUUUCAGCUCCCCCUGCCCAGCGGCGUCAAGUCGGCCGACGACUUCUACACGGGCACCCGAGCUGCCGUCUCCGGAGGGACCACCAUGAUCAUUGACUGCGUUCUGGACACCACGUGCUCUCCGCUGGAGGCCUUCGAGAAGUGGAAAAGCUGGGCCGACGAGAAGGUGUGCUGCGACUACGGCCUUCAGCUGGCCGUCACCUCUUUCGACCCGAAGACAAAGGAAGAGCUCGAGACGCUCGUCAAGGACAAAGGUGUGAACGCCUUCAGGGCUUACCUCAGCAUGGAGUCCCUGAUGCUGAGCGAUCUUCAGCUGAUGCAUCUGCUCGAAGUGUCUAAGCAUCUGGGGGCUCUCACUACGGUGCAUGCCGAGCACGGAGGCAUCAUCGCAGAGAACCAGAAAAGGAUCCUCGACCUGGGAAUAACGGGACCUGAAGGCGUGGUCUACAGCCAGCCCGAGGAGGUGGAGGCGGAGGCCACCCUUCGGGCGAUCGUCAUGGCCAAUCAGGUGGCAACGCCGCUGCUUAUCUCUCCGGUGAUGAGCAAGUCCGCGGCUGAAAUGAUUGUACAGAAACGCAACGACGGUUGCGUGGUGUUCGGCCAACCGACGGCGGCCAGCCUGGGGACCGACGGGAGCCACUACUUCAACAAGUGCUGGAGUCACGCGGCCAGUCACGUGACCUCUCCUCCUCUGAAUUCGGACCCCACCACACUCAGCCGCCUCAUGGACUUGCUCGGAUGCGGAGACCUUCACGUCACCGGUUCCCAGCACUGCACGUUUACAACGGCGCAGAGGGCCGUCGGUGCCAACGACUUCACCAAGAUUCCGCACGGAGUGAACGGCGUGGAGGAGAGAAUGCUGGUCAUCUGGGAGAAAGGAGUGAUGACCGGAAAGAUGGACGCCUGCCGUUUUGUGGCCGUCACGAGCACCAACGCUGCAAAGUUGUUCAACAUCUAUCCCAAAAAGGGACGCAUCCAAGCUGGCUCGGAUGCAGACAUCGUCAUCUGGGAUCCCAAGAAGCUGACCACAAUAUCCAAGAAGUCGCACAAUUCCUCGGCCGACUUCAACAUCUUCGAAGGAAUGCAAGUUCGGGGUGGACCUCAGUACGUCAUUUCCGGAGGACACGUGGUGUUGGACGAAGGCCAACUCAAAGUGAGCCAAGGGUCCGGACGCUUCGUUGCCUUGCCGCCGUUCUCACCGCAUACCUUCAGCAGUCUCUUCGAGAGGGAGCGGUCCAGCCAGCAUCUGAAGGUGAACCGUGACGGCUACGACGGACCCGUGGAAGACGUGAUGGUGAACGGAGGCGACGGUUCUACGCCGCUGAAGAACCACUCGACGCCCCAGAGGGGACAGGAGAGUCCCUUCAGCCCGUCCGAGUUCCACACCCGCGGACCCACUCGCAGCGGAGUUCGCAACCAACAGGACUCCAGCUUCAGCCUGUCCGGGGCGCAGAUCGACGACAGCCAAGGCACAAGGAGCGGCAUUCGCGUCCACAACCCACCAGGCGGCAGGUCCAGCGGCAUUUGGUAGAGACCCCCCAUGGAAGGACCAGUGGCGCCUGCUUUACUGUGAAAAAGCUGUCCUCGUGAUCCCUGCCAUGCUAUGUGGCACCCUCCGCCCCCUCACUUCUUACCCUCUUUUUUUUGUUUUCAAGUUCUCUUCAAACCGUCGUACGCCUCGUGAAUUUAUUAGCUGCUGCAACUAUCGCCCACAUGCG